Messenger RNA from Anneissia japonica, 5481 nucleotides. RefSeq lists its product as uncharacterized. Lineage: Eukaryota; Metazoa; Echinodermata; Crinoidea; Comatulida; Comatulidae. Bases 4396 to 5457 code for a protein of 353 amino acids. The transcript is spliced from 7 exons. The record is from RefSeq and is a predicted model, not a curated record.
CUUUACCCAGGUGGCAAACCUAUUGUGACAGAUAUAGUAAAGCAAAGGACUUUCAGUCAAGGCAAGACGAAAGAAAGUCUGUUAUAUGCCUUAUUGGUAGCAGUGUUUAGUGAAGAGAGUCUGGCCAGGGGAAAACCAUGCAGCGUCAGAAAUGCUGUGAAAAAGCAAUGUGACAACACACAACCUCUGGAUCCACUUAAACUCCAUGAAAUAAAAGAGUGUGUGCUUCGACGAUUUCGUUUAUCAUCAGGUCAAAGCUGCAUGACGCAACAAGAAUUUAAUUCAAAAAUAAAUCAGAAAUGCGCAACUGUGAGGCGUGCGAGGAAAAACAAGUCCUCUUAAGAUAAGUCCACAGUGGCAUUCAACAAUAUUUUGUGAAACUGAUUAUUAGCAACCCUCAAUAUGUACAGUACAGAUCCUGUGAUAAAGUCAUUCUACAUAUUGAUUUGACUAUGUUAACAACUCAUACUGUAUGUACAGUAAAGAAAUAAAAUUUAUUUCAUCUAGAACCAUUAUGUAUUGACCAUGUAAGCAACCAAUACCAAUGAAAAGUUGAAAAUUUGUUGAAAAGUUAUAAAAUUGACAAUUUGUUGAAAAAGUAUAAAGUUGACAAUUUGUUGAAAAUUUGAAAAAAAAAACAAUAAAAAAAAUAUAUAGCUUGAUUAGUAUUUUGUAUGUGUAUAAUUAUUGAAUUUGUAUUUUAAGGAAUGUAGAAUUGAUUUAAAACAAAGGCAGUAAUCAUGCAUUUUGACUUGGUUUUUGCAGGAAAUAUAAUCUUGCAGGAGCACAAGUGGCCAAAUUUAUCUUGCAAAAUCCUGUUUCGAAAUUAGCUUGCAAGGCAUGUUCGCAAGCUUGCAAAAGCCUACAUAAUGGGGCUUCUGCAAGCAUACGGAGGCUAUUCGCAAGCUUGCGGAAGCUGUAUUUGCAAGCUUGCAGAAGCUUGCAAGGCCUUCGCAAGCUUGUGAAAGCCAUGUUCACAAGCCAUUGCUAUAUACAGCAAAUGCUAUAUUUGCAAGCUUGCAGAAUCUAAUUUACAUAUUUGGAACCCUGCAAGCUUGCAUGCAAGGUUGCACGUAAGCUUGCGGCAAGCAUACCUACUGCAAGCUUGUGCGCAAGUUAGUACAGAUUUCUAUAAGGGUAGUGAUCAACAAGCAGUCUAUUAGCUCCUGGUCAAGUAGGGACGUCCCUUUAGCACAGCGGUAUAAUCUACUGGCUUUUACAUAAGCACACACUAAUAUGUAUGCUAAUUUGCUUUUGUUUUUAGGCAGCAGGCACAUCCACAAUAGAUGAUAACAUCACUACAGAUACUGAAAUGUGUGAGACAUCUAUUCAGGCAUUAGACACAUCCACCAUGGACACUGAUUGUGAAGUCAAUAUGGUGUGCAUCAUUUACAGGACAAGUCAAGGUGACUCACUGAAAAUGUUUGUGGAAAGAACAUGGUGUUUAUUCAAGAGAGCAGCAGAGUUGAGACUUGCACUAAAGUCGGAUCGCUACAGAGAUAUAACUACAGAAGUCAAUUUGCAGCAACAUUCAGACAAUGCAAGGUACCACUCGAAAUGCUACAGAAAGUACACGGCCAUUAAAAGGCCAUCAAGUGGUUCCCAGAAGGAAUCUCCACCAAAGAAGCCAAAAACCCGGCGCAGAAGUUUGAUGCCACCAUCAGAUGAGAAAGGGUUAUUGAAGGGAUCCUGCAUAUUUUGUAUUUUGCGAUGAAAAACCAUCAACCAAAAGGAGGAGCCAUUGUCAGAUUGUCCUAUGAAAGAUGGUUGUGAUGCCAUAUUUAAAGCAGCUCCAAAAAGUAGCAAUGAGCGGGUGAAGGUUUUUGUUCAAAGUGGGGUUGAUUUAAUUGCUAAAGAAGCCCAAUGUCACAAAUCAUGCCGUUGAGAGUUUUUAAAGAAGUUGAUGGAGCCGAUCCAAAAACUGAAACGGUUUCAAAUAGGCAACUGCAUUCCAUUACCUUUGGAACAAUAUCAGCCCUAAUUGAGAUCGAUGUCAUUGGGAAUUGCAAAGUGAUGUUGUCUGCUUACACAUCACAGGCAUUAUUGAAGAAGAAUAAAGGACAAAUUUGGGGACAAGAUUUCAAUAUCUAUGUACAACCAUCGACAAGGAAAUUUUGUAUAAAAUUCUAGCAUGUCUGAUGCUGAUGCUAGAGCAAGCCUCCAUAACGAUGAUAAGAACCUACAUGUGAUUUGUACUGCAGCACUCCAGCUUCGAGCCACAAUGAAGACGAUGCCAAAAACUCUAACACCGAUACCAACAUCUGUAGAGGCACUAAAUGCAUGUUCACUUGACCUGCCAGAAGAAAUUGUGCUGUUUUACAAAACACUACUCUGUGGCCUUCGUGAACCUUCUGGAGAAGCAGUAAAUAUUAAAGUGCUAGGCAUGUCAUCAGAUGCAGUGUAUAACAUAUCAAAGGGUUCUGUAUGGCCUUGGAAACACACAGUACUUGGAUUGGGUCUAGGGACUUUAACUGGUUCAAAAUUAAUCCUACAUAUAUAUUGAAUCAUCUGGGACACAGCCCGAGCUACAACGAAGUCAAGUCAUUAGAGACCGAGUUUGCAUUUUCGGCUAAGGCAAAUGAUCAAGAUGCUCCUGACGGUGUUGAAAUGUUUUCCAACCAUGGCACAGGGCUUGCAUGGGAUAAUUAUGAUGUUAAUAUGGAUACAAUUGAUGGGAAAGACACCCUCCAUGCUACAGGUGGGAUCUGCUACCAGAACACACAAGAGGCCAACUCAAACCAAGCAGAUGACAUGCCAAGUGUUUCUAAUAUCAGAUGUGGGAAGAAAAGAAGGCAGUUUGAUGGAAAAGAACGUGAAAUCGAGCCAUAUUACAAGCAACUAAAAAAAGCCCAAUUUGACUUAUCAGUACCAAACAAUUAUCAGGAAACAACAAAGAGCCUUACAUCACUUCAUACAGUUGAUUUCUACUGGUUGCUUCUGUCCGAAGUUGAUAAGCCAUUGCCACUUUUUCCUGGAUUUUAUUCACAGUUCGUCGAUGACCUACCACAACAUAAAAUUAUGUACAUGGAUCCAAUAUCGGCCCCACCAACCAUAAACAAUGUUGUUCUUGAAACCAUUAAAAGUAUGAACGUCGCCAUUGAAACUCGUCAAGAAUAUGGUGUUGUUACCUACGACCUGGCUGUGGCUCUCAAGGCAUACUCGAUCCAGGCAUUAGAAGCACCUCUGUUCGAUAAGCUUCUCAUCUUGCUUGGAAACUUCCAUUUGGAGUUGGCCUUCUAUGGUGCUAUUGGGAUAUUUAUAGAUGAAAGCAGUGCCGAAUACCUGUUGACAGUGUAAAUGCUGUCGCAUAUUGGUUUUUUCUAUUUUGCUGCCCUCUCUAAAGUGUUGGCAAGGUAACGGGCACUACGCUACUGCAGGAAAGGAAUGUUCUAGAACCACCGAAUGCAAGCUGCUAGAGAAAUAUUCGUAUAAACAAAGAUUACUGUUUAGAAUAGUUUUAUAAACACUGUUGAAGCAGAACAAGUUCACCAGGCUAUGUACCCACACUAAGUUUACGUUUGUACAUGGUAUCAAUAUUCAGAUGUUUGAGAUGAAUAAAUGACCACUACUUUCAGUAAACCUAAGGGUACGAAGAUUUUGUUAUUGGAGUGUUAGCACAUGACACAAAAAAUCUUAAAUUUGGCCCAACUGCCCAAUACUGGAGCAUGUAUAUCCGUAUGGUAAACAGAAUCCACAGGAAUUUCAUGAGAGCCUUGCGUACCAACGACGUCAAUGCCUACAUCAACACAUUCCAUGAUAUGAUUGAUAUUUUUUUGGACUCAAUCGACCAAACUAUGCACGGUGGGGUGUGCUGUUUCUCAACCAACUAAUGAAAGCAACACCACAAAGUCGGGCAGUGCUCCAGGCAGGGGCCUAUUCCAUAAGGCGUACGGAAAAGUUUCUCAUGAUCUGCCAUUGACUUAACAUUGGAAUAGACAGUCAAUAGAGAUGCAGCAUCACCCAUGAGGAAUUGUAGGGUUUCACUACUCGUGGAAUGCCAUAAGAAGUGGUGCAUCACAUCAACCCAGCGUGGUAUGUCUGUGACAGAGCUAAGACGUAUGACAGGAUUAGAAACUGUACAGCAACCAGCGACACAGCUACGGCCCAGUAAGAUUAAGAAAGAUAGUCGCCAUAGAGAUGCUUUGUACAAUGCCAUCACAGAAUCAUGUGACCCCUUCUCAUCACCAGCAUCAACAUCUGAUUGUCUCUUGAACAUUGCUACAGGAAGAGCAGCUUCUCACGACAACCAACCGAAAAAGCAGAUCUUCAGAUAUUCAUUUGCAAGCCUAUCCAAUGUUGGUACAUUUGAAUUUUAUUCACAACCAUCCAAUCUUUUGUGCUGACGCCUUAAGACACCGUGAUGUAUCAGAAGCUGUGUAGAAGAAGUUUUUGGAUAUGUUUGCAGUGGGAUAUUCACCAUCAGCUGCCCUCCAUGCACACAAGUAUGAUCUACAAGACAGACAUGGGGACAAUUAUGUUCUAGUUGCUGCUGACCGCCGAGAAUGCCCUGAUCAACAGUGGUGCUACCAUAUAAAGAUUCUACAGGAAAUUAAUAAUUUACAUAAUAGUUGUACUACAAAAUGUAAUAAGGAAAACUAUGGAGAAUAUGAUGGCGAAGCAAUGCUCAGUGACCUUGAGGCAAAGAUUCAGCAAGUUUAUGAAACAAAUAAUGAAGAACUUGCCAAGAUAAAGCGAGUUGGUGAAAAUGUGGUUGUUGCCAUAUGUACACCACUGAUGAAACGUGUCCACAGAAAUAUAAAACAGAGUGGUGAACUUGCUUUUAUUGAUUCUUUGGGUGGUGUAGACCGUCAUGGCUGUCGUAUUUUUGUGAUUCUGACACAUAGUUGUGCAGGAGGUCUUCCAUUAGGUUUACUUAUCACCACAUCGGAAACUGAAGAGGUAAUAACAGAGGGCCUUAAUCUUCUUAAGCAGGUUUUGCCUACCGAUGAUUUCAGUGGUAAUCCAGAAAAAGGACCAUCUGUUUUCAUGACAGAUGACUGUGAUGCUGAGAGAAAGGCGAUUGCAAAUGUGUAUCCUCAGUCCGUAGCUGUUCUUUGCACAUUCUACAUUUUGCAGGCUAUGUGGAGGUACUUAUGGGAUAGCAAACACAAGAUUAAGAAAGGCAAUAGGCCACGAUUAUUAGGCAUGGUUAAGGCGAUCCUGUAUGCCCCCUCAGAAGCUCAGAUGCAUGCUCUAUAUGAAGAGUUAAUAAGUGAUGUUAGGGGAAAUAUUUAUCCACGGUUUGUAGACCAUAUAAACAAAUUAUAUGAAAGACGUGACAAAUGGGCUUUGUGUUACCGUUCCAAUCUACCAAUGCGCUCAAACAACACUAACAACUACUGUGAGGCAGCAAUGCGGAUUUUGAAAGACCAUGUAUUCCAACGAACUAAGGCUUUCAAUAUGGUUCAGCUGUUUGAUUUUCUUUUAACGAGGGUCGAAGUGCACUAUGAACGGUGAUUAAUUGAUGUUGCCAACAAUAGG